AUUGGUUGUGAUAUGAACCUGAGAAACGGGAAGCUGAAAAAAAAAGCUUAUUGACUAAGUGCGCGUAAGGUUCUGUGUUACAGUUCUCGUUUUCACCACCCAAACGUUACGGCUGGAAAACUGGUCGUCACUGAAAAAGCAAAAUGGGAUGCUUCUUUUCGAAGAAAUCCAAAAGAAAGUCGUCCGAAAAAGACGAUCAUACGCCUGUAUCAACAACUAACGCGGUUCCCCUUGGCAACAACACCGAUGAGGCUCCAAAGCAAUACAGCUGGGAUAAGAGAGAAAAGGUUGAUCCCAAAGACUAUAUGCUGACGGGACUCAAAGAUGUCACAGUGGGCCGACUGCCUGGCAAACUGAACGGGCAGCAGUUCGUCAUCCAAGAGUGUGAGAACUGUAACAUCUACGUGUUUGACCACUCUGCAACUAUCACCAUCGAUGACUGUGUGAAUUGCUGUAUUGUUCUCGGACCUGUCAAGGGCAGUGUGUUUUUCAGGGACUGUAAAGACAUCAAGUGUGUGGUGGCCUGUCAGCAGUUUCGCACACGGGACUGUAAAAAGAUGGAGGUAUUCUUGUGCUGCGCCACUCAGCCCAUUAUCGAGUCAUCUACGGGUAUGAAGUUUGGCUGUUUUCAGUACUACUACCCCGAGCUGGCCUUCCACUUCAAGGACGCCGGGCUCAGCAUAUUCAACAACAACUGGAGCAACAUCCACGACUUCACGCCAGUGUCUGGAGAGAACAACUGGAGCUUGUUACCAGAGGCUUCAGCAGUUCUGGAUUUUGUACCGGCCCCAGACCCUGAGUCUGAGUUCAAGUCUGUUCGAAUCUCCACUGACUCCACACGCAGCAUUGUGCCUUUGACAACGGGCGGGAGGCGUAAGGACAGUGAAGAGUCCUGUCUCUUUGUUUUCUUCGCUGGAGAGUACACCACUGCAAACGCCCGCAAGCUGAUUGAUGAGGUGACUGCUAAAGGUUUUGUGCUGAUCCAAACGAAGGAAGUCUCAAUGCGACCUGAAGAUAUGAAGAGGGUUUUUCAGAACAGUGCAGAGGAUCUCACAGAGUGGAUCACCAAAGGUCCUGUCAUUGCCCUGGAACUGAACGGUGACGGAGUGGUGGAAGCCUGCAAGAACAUUGCCCAUGAAGUGUUCAGUAGCACCAAGGUUUUUGUCUCUGAUAACAAAAAUACAUCCUCUCAAGAUGUGGACAACUUCUUCAACUUCGCUGAUAUGCAGAUGGGCCUGUGAAUGGUUAAUCAUCAAAACCAAGUAUUUUCUUCAGCCCCUGCAGUUGAUUUAAAGUAAUGUUUUAUAAUUUUCCACUUUCUGUCUUUACAGUUAGGGAGAAAUAUAAAAUAUUAAGGACUGUGUUUGAUAAAGUCUUUGUAAAGACUUGUCUGCAGACCGAAAUCUAAGAACAUUUGCUGUAAACAGCUUACCAAUCAUUAUUUGAUGAGAGUGCUGUGAAUAUUUAUAUUCCUAUGUAUUUGCUAAUUCUGUUGUUUUUCUAGACUAUGAAUGUAUGUCUGCUAUAAAUGUGAUUCAUUUUUAAUUUAAAGCUUUGUUUCCAUUACUAUCUGAAACAGUCAUCGCCAAAAAUAUUGACACCCCUGCAUUUCUGUCAGAUAACGCACAACUUCUCCCAAAAAAUCACAGAUUCUUUGGUUUUCUCGUGUUUAUUUCUUUUGUUUGCGCUGGAACAACAAAAAAGCAGAAAAAAAGCCACAUGGUCCACUCCACACACAACUCAAAAAAUGGACUGGACAGAAUUUUUGACACCUUUUCAAAAUCAUCAGGAAUAGUUGUAUUUCAAGCAUGUGAUGCUCCUUUGAUUUGUAAUGACACUCACCUGUAGCAGCCAACAGGUUCUGGCAACAUAGAAAUCAAACUUGCAGCCAGUUAAAAUGGAGAAAAGUUGACUCAACCUUUCUGUAGUGUGAACUACACUCGGCUUGGAGAAGAGAGAGAAGAGCAAAGAAUUGUCUGAGGAUUUGAGAACCACAAC
This is a messenger RNA of Monopterus albus (swamp eel), 1998 nucleotides long. It is a transcript of the gene rp2, whose product is annotated as RP2 activator of ARL3 GTPase. Gene Ontology annotation, biological process: post-Golgi vesicle-mediated transport. Gene Ontology annotation, cellular component: cilium; periciliary membrane compartment. NCBI's taxonomy places the organism in Eukaryota, Metazoa, Chordata, Actinopteri, Synbranchiformes, Synbranchidae. The record is from RefSeq and is a predicted model, not a curated record. Bases 144 to 1241 code for a protein of 365 amino acids. The transcript is spliced from 5 exons. Gene Ontology annotation, molecular function: GTPase activator activity.